AUGUCCACACCAAACAACACGCCCCCAUACACACCCAUGCCCUCCCUCGGCCACGAGCUAGGCGUCAUGUUCGGUUUUAUCGUCGCUUGUUUGCUAAUCAUGGCAGUAUACAUCUAUUUCUGGCGGGCUGCGGACCGCCGCGACAAGCAGCGUGAUAAGGAUCGGCAGAGGGAGCUUGCUCAGCGGGCGUUUCGGUAUGAGCGUUUCCGGGUGGGAGGUCCGCGGGACAAGAUGCAUAGGGAGAUUGGGGCGCCGGGAGGAGCUGGAGGUACGGAGAUGAGAUGA
Aspergillus fischeri NRRL 181 is the source of this 285-nucleotide messenger RNA. RefSeq lists its product as uncharacterized. The record is from RefSeq and is a predicted model, not a curated record. The transcript has 2 exons. NCBI's taxonomy places the organism in Eukaryota, Fungi, Ascomycota, Eurotiomycetes, Eurotiales, Aspergillaceae. Bases 1 to 285 code for a protein of 94 amino acids.